Messenger RNA from Mesorhabditis belari, 1014 nucleotides. NCBI's taxonomy places the organism in Eukaryota, Metazoa, Nematoda, Chromadorea, Rhabditida, Rhabditidae. The record is from the annotation of a GenBank genome assembly.
AUGGAACAACACGAAGUAUGGAACAACUUGAUGGAGAUGAAGAAAGAGGACAGAAACAAGCAAACUUUGUUUCCUCUCCGACUCCCGGCAGAGAUUCAAGAUGAAACACUGAAAAAGUUGGGCGUUGUGGAAACGCUGAAGUUGUUGAAAGUGACGAAAUCACUUCGCUGUUGGGCACUUCGAAAUGCAAAAAUGCAGCUUUCCGACUGGAUACCUGAUGGGACUUCAACUCGCGCCUACAUGGCAAAUGCGAGUAGAAACCGCCCUGGUGGUCAAACUUGUGGAGAUGCUCAUCGGGUUGUGAUCACUCAUAAAGACGCUCAAUCUGAGUAUAUUCAUGCAAAUUAUGUGGCAACACCGAGCUCCGAGAGACGUUUCAUUUGUACACAGGGGCCUCUUGACGAAACGAUUGCCGAUUUUUGGUUGAUGAUGCUUCAAGAGGAAUCUGAUACAAUCGUCAUGUUAUGUGAUUUCGUCGACAACGAGGGUUACACAAAAUGUGCUCAGUAUUUUCCAAGAAAUGAAAACCAGACAAUGAGGAUCACUGAAAAGCUUGAAAUCACAAAUGUUGAGGCUCAUCAUCAAAUAGUCGACGAAAUGUCAUGGCUAAAAAUCCGACACUUUAUGUGGGAAGGUUGGCGAGAAGGGGAAGUUCCGAGCUGUUUGCGAACUCCAAUCAAACUACUUGCCCAAAUCCGCGGUUCACAAAAACCAAUCGUGAUGCAUUGUGGUGGUGGGACGGGAAGAACGUCGAUUUUGGUGGCUAUCGAAUAUUUAUUGGAAUGCAGCAACCUGAAAACAGGAAUCCCUCCAAUGUGUCAUCUAAUGAAAGAACUUCGAUCAUACCGGCUGUGGUCGAUUCUCUUCGAUUUGCAAUAUCUCUACAUUCAUCGCGUCAUCUUCGAUCACUUUCUCGACAGACAAAAAGCAAAAUUUCAGGUCUUUCACCAAGAAAAAAAUCGAGCAAAAUAUGAAAAAUUCGUCAAGGAUUACAAGGGUCCAUUGCAAGGAUUU